AUGUCGAAUGAUGACCAGAAAAGUGGUGGAUCUAAUGCAUCCAGCAUCCCUGUAGGCCUUGAAGAUUUGUCAGUUUCUCAUUUGAGGCGUCCAACUCUUGAGAAGGCCUCUGCCUCUGAUCAAGAAAAAGUGGAGGAGGGUCAGCAGACUAAAAAUGAGUCCCAAGAAUCAGAUGGGAUGGUGCCUAAAACUGAAACAGCUGGUGAAAGCAGCAGUGGUACUGGUAAUGAUGAUCAAGUUCCUCCUUCUAUUCCUUUGAAAGGCUCUGGAGGCACGCAUGCAGUAGAUGAUGAAUCUUAA
Lactuca virosa is the source of this 300-nucleotide messenger RNA. The record is from the annotation of a GenBank genome assembly. NCBI's taxonomy places the organism in Eukaryota, Viridiplantae, Streptophyta, Magnoliopsida, Asterales, Asteraceae.